CUCGAUUCCGUGCGCAAUUCGGAUGGGAUGCGCCUGCGCGGCGGAGUUAACGCUCCUGCUAGAAAGAUAAAGAGCUGAUCCGUCCUGCGAUUGACUGACACUCAUAGUACUUACCCUCAUCAUAGACACAGCUCUCAUAUCGCAGACCCUACCGGAAUCCUCAUCCUGCGAAGUACCCGAUCCCGCUCCGCAAUGCAUCUCAUCCUCACAGGCGCGACCGGCCUCGUCGGCUCCGGCGUGCUGCAGCAAAUGCUCGUCAACGAAAGCGUUACGCGCAUCUCCAUCCUCAGCAGGCGGCCGGUCAAGAUGGUAGAAGGGCACGAGGACAAGGCGAAGGUCAUCAUACACAACGACUUCAAGAGCUACGAUCCGGCGCUCCUGGACGAGCUGAAGGACGCUCAGGGGUGUGUGUGGGCGCUGGGAGUGUCCCAGAACGAUGUGAACAAGACCGAAUAUGUCGAAAUAACGCACCAUUACCCCCUCGCCGCCGCAAAAGCCUUCUCAGGACUCCACCCCGACUCGCCGUUUACCUUCGUCUUCGUAUCCGGCGAAGGCGCGACGCAGACCCCGGGCAUGUUCACGCCUAUCUUCGGACGCGUGAAAGGGCAAGCCGAACAAUCGCUCUUCGACUUCUACAAAGCGACCCCGAACUUCAAGCUCUAUAACGUGCGACCGGCGGCCGUGGAUUGGCGGCACCAUCCCGAGAUCCACCCCUUCAUGCCGCAGCAGGCAGCGUACAAGAGCAUGCUAAUCACGCCGAUUGACGCCGUGCGAAAGAGCAUGAUCACACCGACAAAGCCGCUGGGAAAGACACUAACGGAGCUGGCGAUGAGCAAGGGAGGGCCAUUAGAGGGGAAGGAUAUCAGGAUGGAAGGGACCCUGCUGCCUAAUGUAGCUAUCAGGAGGAUGGCCGGACUCUAGCUAGAUAGGCGAUACUCUGGCUUGGAGAUACGCUUUGGAGUCUAGGCACGAUUGAGCGUAUUCUGUGAUACCUUUGGCAAUUUAAUGUAAUCCAAUGUUCCCGCUAAGCACAUCAAUCCUUGCUGAAUGCCU
Messenger RNA from Trematosphaeria pertusa, 1053 nucleotides. RefSeq lists its product as uncharacterized. Bases 193 to 921 code for a protein of 242 amino acids. The transcript is spliced from 2 exons. The record is from RefSeq and is a predicted model, not a curated record. NCBI's taxonomy places the organism in Eukaryota, Fungi, Ascomycota, Dothideomycetes, Pleosporales, Trematosphaeriaceae.